AUGGCCCAAGGACGGCAGAAUGAAGGUAAAGUUGUGCGACUGUCUUCCAAAACAAAACAGCUCCUUGAGAUCGACAGCAAGCACUCUGCCGGAGGGGUCUUCCCCCUCCCAGUCUUCAUCAAGAGCGGCAAAGGCUCUAUAUUGAAGGACGUCGAUGGAAAGGAGAUCAUCGACUUUAUCUGCAUGUUGAGUGCGACUAAUUUGGGCCAAUGUCACCCGGAACUGGUCAAAGAAAUGACUAUUUCUAUGCAGAACAUCACUCUCACCAACAUCGCCACCAAAGUCGGCGAUUGGGCUGAGUUCACUCGGGAUAUGUGCAAGCGGUUCGGCUACGACAAGAUGGUAGGAAUGGUUUCGGGGACUGAAGGUGCCGAUGCGGCCGUCAAAUUUGCUCGAAAAUGGGGCAUUAAAGUCAAGGGCAUUUCGCCGCACGAUGUCCUUGUGCUCGGGGUUUCGGAUAACUAUCACGGCGUUGGCUCCGGAAUUUGGCCCAUAAUGAAUGAUAUGGGCCAGUCAUCAGAUUACGGCAUCGCAAACAAAAAUCUCCGCAAUACCAAUCCCGCAACCGGAAAGCUCCUGCGGUAUGGUCAUCUGGAGGACUUUGAGGAAGUCCUCGCUGACGUCCACGGGCAUGUGGCGGCGAUAAUCAUGGAGUGUAUCCAUGGAAAGAGACCAUCCUUCGAGGAGGAACUCAACUUUGUGAUCGGCGUGCGCCAGCUCUGCAAGAAGUACAAUAUCCUCUUCAUUGCUGACGAGGUGCGAAUGGGGACGGGCAAGACGGGAAAGUUCCUCUGUUCUGACUGGAUGGGGCUGGAGAACAAGCCCGAUUUGGUUGUCAUGGGGAAGUCCAUCACAGGAGGAGCUUAUCCAGCCUCAUACAUCUUCGGCAACAACGAGGUGAUGGAUCUCGUGGGCGGCUACGAAUCAGUAGCGACUUUUGGUAUGGCGCCGGCAGCUAUUGCUGCCACUCGUGCGACGCUGAAGAUCAUCGACGAGGAGAAACUCGUCGACCGCGCCACCUGGAUUGGGCAGGUUUGGAAGAAAGAAACGGCCGACUGGAACAUGCCGUGGCUCGACUAUGUCACCAACCGGGGCGCUGACCUAGGCCUCUACUUGAAACGUACUGGUAACCCGAGGCUCACCACCCGACGACUCAGCAUGCUGUCUCUCCACAAGGGUAUUCUCACCUACCCAGAUGGAGAUCGCGUGCGGAUGGGCGUGGCGUUGAACAUCCCAGAAGCAGAUCUACGCCGAGGCAUCUCGAUCUUGAAAGAGGCUCUCCUUGAACUCGACGACUACGAGGAGAUCGAGACCGGCCCCCCAAUGAAGGGUGUUAUCCCCGAUAUGUGA
Penicillium mononematosum is the source of this 1350-nucleotide messenger RNA. RefSeq names its product putative acetylornithine aminotransferase. The record is from RefSeq and is a predicted model, not a curated record. Gene Ontology annotation, molecular function: L-ornithine transaminase activity; pyridoxal phosphate binding; identical protein binding. Gene Ontology annotation, cellular component: cytoplasm. Bases 1 to 1350 code for a protein of 449 amino acids. The transcript is spliced from 5 exons. NCBI's taxonomy places the organism in Eukaryota, Fungi, Ascomycota, Eurotiomycetes, Eurotiales, Aspergillaceae.